AUGAGUGCCAACGCUUUGGACACUUCGGACCCUUUGGUCCAACAGCUUAUAUCUGACGAGACGUACAAACAGUUUAUGUCUCAAAGCUUUGACUCAAAGAUUAUUACUUCAUUGCAUGGAAUGACAAUCAAUGAGCAGAUAAUUAAGAUAACGAAUGGAAUCGACAUUUUAAACAAGAGUUUGCAGUCUUUGGUUUGCGAUAAAUACGAAGACCUGUUGUCGCAGUUGAACAAAAUGGAUGCUCUGGAGGAAGUGCUGCGAGUAAUCCAAACCAGAAUCGAAGAAUUACUAACAGAAGCCCAUAAGAUAAGGGCCAAACUGGUGGACCCGUAUGACCGCAUUUGUCAGCAAAUUGUUGUAUUAAACAGAUUGCAAACCACUUGUGAUUUAUUGCGGCGAACAAUACGUAUAAUUCAUUUGAUUAAACGCUUGCACGAGAGUCCGUUUGAUGACUCGGAGGGCCCACUACUGGCUCGACAGGUGACCAAAGCCGGGCAAUACAUCUCACAAAUUGACGCCAUUGUCAACGAAGACACUAACGGUUCUCUCAACAAAAUUAAUGUCAUUAGAGAUGACUUGAAAAGUAUUAAUGCUGUCAGAAAUGCGCUGAUCCGUAGAGCUGACCAACUGUUUGCUAUAGGAUUGGCGGAGCAGGACAGCAACCAAUUGGGUUCAGCUCUUCAGGUGUACUAUAGUCUUAGGAUUUUAGACCAAAAGAUUCGACAAAUUAUUGAUGAAAAACAGGAAUACAUCAGAAAAGCGGUGAAUGAGGCGACAGAUCUGUCAUCUCUGACGCAGACGAGGAGUUCAGGUCCCGGAAGAGUUGUCAUACCGAUGACUAUCUCUCAGAACACUUCUCUGCGGUCAACACUUCGACAAAACAUCGAUACACUUAUAGAUAAUAUUUACAACACUUUCAGUCAAAUCAGUUUAAUCUACAGAUUGGUUAAGAAAAGAAGAGACACUUUAACCAAUGCUUGUCUUAUCGAGCAAUUGGAUCAAUCAGAUAACGACGGUCUCAACCACUUCUGGUCUUAUAUUACCAAAACAUUGUCAGAACAGCUCUGCAAAACAGCUAACGAUUCUCAGGCUAUACGACAGGCGCUCGAAACGGAAUAUCCUAAUUAUUUGAACUCUUUGAGUGAGUUAUGGAAACGAAUAUCUCGUGACCACAAAGAGAUAAAUGCAGAGAAAGUGUUGCGUCUGUCGAUGCAGGCCUUCGAGAGCGCAUACCUGUCCCGUUCGCUGUCUCUUCUAUUCGAUUCGGUCAACAAAGUGUUUGCCGACGCGAAAGAGCCAUCUCUCAGCACAAGCGUGGAGUCUAUUUACUCGGCUAACGUUCCCUCCGAGAAGGACAUCGACCUAAUAGUGAGACACAUCACAAGCGAACUGCACGCCAGCGCUGGCGACCCCACUCUGUGCCUGUCUGUGGCCAAGAAUGUGACCAAAACUAUAAACCUCUUUGUCUUGAAGUGCGAACAACUCAACUCAAACGAUGGUCACAGCACUCAAGUCAUCGGCCCCUUCACUGCCAGCCAACGACUAAACGCCGCAAUUGUCGACAGACUUAACAUCUUUCGCCACAGAAUUGAUAAGCUUUUAGUCACAUCUAACUGUCCCAUCGAAUGCCUCAAACUCGUCGAACAUUCUUUGUCUCCCAUCGAGAAUCUGAUGUUCAGUACAAUGAAUCCAUUCUUCGAGAGCAUCACAGACGCCAUCGAAGCCAUUCUGUUGACAAUGCAUUCGGAAAACUAUAGCGAUGAUGGCGAAUUGAAUAACACGGAAGUGCGUCCAUCAGAAUAUAUGAAGGAAUUGCAAACAUUUAUCGCCAGAAUAUCAUCAGAUUAUUUACAACAGUAUCCUAAUUGCGAUGUCACGCAAAAUUGUACGGACAGAGUUGCCAACCGUACGAUUCAGUUGUUUUUACGACAAAUAACUCUAAUCAGACCCCUGUCUAAAAGGGGGCGUAUGAUUAUAGCGGCCGACUUUGCACAGUUGGAAAUGGGGUUAACACCGCUGUGUCAACCCAUUGGACGUUUGGGCCGUGAGUAUCGGUUACUCCGAUCAUUCAAAUCAAUUCUGUUUCAAAGCGCCGAAUCAAUCGCCAAAUCCGGUGCCGUCGGAGAUCUCAUUCCCUAUUCACUGAUUAUCGAGUUCUUGAUCUCCACUUACGCUCCCAAUGACAUCAAAAGUUGCCAUCAGUUUAUGAAUUGGUCGCUCUCCAGGUAUAACAAGUGGUUGGAUCAGCACUUGGAUGAGUCCGAACGACUCGCUCUAAUCAAAAAUUGUUUGGAAUCUUAUGUGAAGAAUAUUCGCCAAUCAGAGGGCCGUUCAUUCGCUUCUGUUUAUCCUAUUUUGGUGGACCUCUUGCAGAAAGGACUCCACAAAUCUGAGCCCGAAGUCUAAAAAUCCCAUUUAAAUAUUACUGAUAAUAAUGAAAAUUAUUUUAUUAUUUAUGCUUUAGUUUUUAUAAUUCUUUUGUAUCGAAAAUAUAUUUUAAAAUAACGGCCGAAAUUGUCUCUAAAAAUAUGUUAAUUCGUGACAAUUUCAUAGUUUUAUUACAAAUUGAAGAAUAUAUAUAAUAAAUACAGUAUUUGGCAAAUACUGGUCUCAUAGGAA
Oppiella nova is the source of this 2619-nucleotide messenger RNA. Lineage: Eukaryota; Metazoa; Arthropoda; Arachnida; Sarcoptiformes; Oppiidae. The record is from the annotation of a GenBank genome assembly.